Molecule: messenger RNA, 345 nt
Organism: Babesia sp. Xinjiang
Lineage: Eukaryota; Apicomplexa; Aconoidasida; Piroplasmida; Babesiidae
Product: Mitochondrial import inner membrane translocase subunit TIM14
Exons: 1
Coding region: 1-345 (114 amino acids)
Biological process (GO): protein import into mitochondrial matrix
Cellular component (GO): PAM complex, Tim23 associated import motor
Molecular function (GO): ATPase activator activity
Source: RefSeq, a predicted model, not a curated record
AUGCCAUGGCCAAUAGUUGCAGUGGCGUGUGGUAGUGGUAUACUCAUAGGCAGAUACCUGUAUCGCAGACUACCCGCUCACUGGCAAGUGUUCUCUUCUAAGGGCGGCCAACUGAAGGCCAGUGGGAUAAUGGGAGGUCGUCUAGGACGAAUGAGCCUAAACGGCUUUGAACACAAGAUGACGCUCUCUGAGGCCUGCAAUAUUCUCAACGUAUCGGCAACUGCGCCAAAGGAAAAAAUUAGGGAAAACUAUAAACAACUUAUGAUGCGAAACCACCCAGAUAAUGGCGGAUCGACGUAUCUUGCAUCAAAAGUCAAUGAAGCGAAGGACUAUUUGCUUAAAUAG